ACCUGGAAUAUUGAUGCGAAUUCCUACUUAGCACCUUAAGGAAGAAUGAUGUACCUUUGUUUUAUUUAGAAAAGAUACCCAGGGUAUUUUUAAGGAAGGAAAUGUAUUAAAUUCCUUUGUGUAAACAGUUCCUUGACAAACUGUAUGCAUAUUAUUUCACUAUAUGAUACACGUUAUACAUUUUACAAUGUAUAAUGUAAAAAUAAAUUUUAAUGUAAUGUAAUGUAUACAUAUAUCUGUAUACAGAUCGUACAUUUGUACAUAUGUAUGCAUAUUGAUACUGGCGUACUGUGUAACUUAUGUAUGUGUAUGUACAUGUAUAAUAGGUAUAAUUAAACGUUUUGAAAAUGUCCCCUCAUCUAUAGCUUAAUAAAAAAACUUAUAUGUAAAUUAUGAUUUCAUUACAGGUUACAAGGUUUUAUUGUCUGCUGCUACUUUUAUAAGACCUCUGCUAAUACGAACAUAUGUACAUAUGUAUCAGAACGUAAUCAGAGGCGUCACUUUAAAUUAAUUAUCAUUAUCGUAGAGUUUUCCUUUUCUUUGCGAGAGACAUUCUCAAUUGUUAAUGCUGAUGAUCGUUAAUAAUACAUCGGGUUCCAUUCGUGUGUUGUGAGUCGUUAGAACCAUUUCUCACUUUGCUGAACGCUCUACGCGGCUUCCUAUAACUAUAUACAUACAUACAUAUGUACAUUCAUCAUUCAUAAUUUUGUCUGCCGAACCACGAAUUCAUUUUUAAAAUCGCCUUUUUGUGGUACACACAACAAUUGGCCAGAUGAAGUUUCGGCUUGAAUGCAUGUUUUUUGAAAGUAGCGCUGUUUUAGUCAGACUACUCUGUGGAUUUCUUAUUUAUGGUGUCCAUGGUGACAAGGUGGAAAUAAUAGAGCUAAGUAAUUGGACAAUAACUAAUCAGAAUGGCUCCAUAAAGAUUUCCAACCAAACAUUGCCAUCGGGAAUUUAUAGUGCCUUUGCACCCCGUGUGCUGGAAUCUUACAAUGACAUAGAUGUGCGUUAUUUGGCUUAUGAAAACUGGACCUAUACGAACCUCUUUCAGUUCGACUUUCGACACUACAAAAAAAGCCACAUCAACCUUACCUUCCACGGCAUUGACACCGUGGCAGAGAUCCGAUUAAACCAUCAGCUGCUGGGACGAACGGAUAACAUGUUCGUGCGCUACUCCUACGAAGUGAGUUCGCUGCUUCAAGCUGAAAACUUUUUGGAAGUGGAUAUCCAAUCUCCCAUACUAGCUGCCCUGGAGAGGGCCAAUGCUUUGAAAGAUGCUAAAAAAAGCGUACCCCCGGAAUGCCCCAAUGAGCGCUACCAUGGCGAGUGCCAUAUGAACAUGUUGCGGAAGAUGCAGGCUAGCUUUUCUUGGGACUGGGGUCCUGCAGCCCCUUCCGCUGGAAUCUGGAAGAAUGUUGAGCUUGAAAUAUAUGAGGUAGCUGUCAUUCGUGACGUGGAUGUGGAUGUCACCCACAUCAACGGUUCGCACUGGAAUAUGCAUAUUCGUUGCUACAUCGAUGCGGUUGGCCGAGACGACUUCAACGGAAGUCUUAUUCUAUACGCAGUCGAGCUAUUGGACGAACCGGUGGUAGUGGACAGAUACACAGUGAACUCCAUCAGUCAUUUGAUGCCAGUGAUUGAGUUCGAUCAAGCCGUGCCAAUUGAGAAAGUCGUUCCUUGGUGGCCACAUGGCUAUGGAGAGCAAAAACUUUAUCCACUCCACUUUACUCUAAACACAUGGCUGGGAGCUGAUGGCCCCGAGGCUCGCUCUAAGACCAAAUCGAGCAAAUCGCUUUCUGUCGGCUUUCGAACUCUUGAACUAAUCGAGGACCUAGCCCCAGAUGGCAUUGGAAACACUUUUCUUUUUCGUGUCAAUGGAGUGGAGAUGUUUAUGAAAGGCAGUAACUAUAUACCAUCCCACAUACUACCGGAAUUGCAAACGAAGAAACAGAUUGCACAUUUAUUGAGGUCCGCUAAGGGGGCUCAUAUGAACAUGUUGCGCGUUUGGGGAGGCGGUGUCUACGAAUCGGACUACUUCUACCAACUCGCCGACAGCCUUGGCCUCCUAAUUUGGCAAGAUAUGAUGUUUGCAUGUGCCAUGUACCCGGUUAGCAGGGAUUUUAUUUCAUCAGUGCGCCAGGAGGUCCGCCAGAAUGCCAUGCGGCUAUCACACCAUCCAAGCUUGGCAAUUUUUGUAACCAACAAUGAAAACGAAGCCGCCUUGGUCCAAAACUGGUACGGAACGUUUUUCGAGAGAGAACGUUUUGAGAGCGAGUAUCGGGAGUUAUAUCUGGCCAAUGUUAUCCAUGAAUUGAAACAAGUCUCACAUAGUUCUCGACCCCAGCCACUGGUUUCCUCCCCCUCCAAUGGCAAGGUCAGUGAACAGGACAACUACAUUUCUAACAACCCUCAGGAUAAUCACAAUGGGGAUGUACACUUUUAUGACUAUGCAAAGGACGGCUGGGAUCCAGAUAUUUAUCCACGUUCAAGAUUUGUUAGUGAAUACGGCUUUCAGAGUUUUCCGGGCGAAUACGCCUGGCAGCGCAGCAAGAAUGACGACGACGAUCUUCUUACCCUGAUUAGACACCGCCAGCACCAUCCCCUGGGAAAUGUUCCUGUAAUUGCAUUAAUUGAGAGACACCUUCCGCUACCGUUGCAAGAGGAUGGAAACUAUGUCAACGCAUUAAUAUACUUCAGCCAGAUUGCUCAGGCCAUGGCUACCAAGGUGGAAACGGAAUUUUACCGGAGCCUUCGUGACACCCCAGUCAAAACCAUGGGAGCCCUCUACUGGCAAUUAAACGAUGUAUGGGUUGCACCAUCCUGGUCAGGGAUUGAUUUUUACGGCAACUGGAAGAUGGUUCACUACUGGGCGCGCGAUUUUUUUGCUCCAAUUGUUAUCGUAGCCCUCUACGAUAAGCUCUUGGACUCGCUUAACAUCUCACUAAUCUGCGACCAACUAGAGGUGGACACGAGGGACCUGAAUGUCGUGGCUAAUGUACAUUUAUGGUCUCAGUUGCUGCCGCGACAUUCAACCUCCUGGGAUGUUACUCUGCGAGCUAACGGAGUGCAGUACGACAAGGUCAUUCACAUAUCCGACUUGCUGAAAGGGCAGUUUACUAGUACCAACGCAUUUCUAGAGCUUCAGUUACGCCGCGGCCAGCAGGUCAUUUCCAGGACCCACUUUUUUCCUAGCAGCAUUGCCGGAGCUGUUGGAAUCGAGAGCCCUGACUUAGAGUAUGAGAUCGCUUCCCGGACCUGUUACAAUACCACUGAUUUCAUCCGGAACAGCAUCAGUAUCAGCAUUCAGGUGAAGCGUCCAGCCCUUUUCGUAUACCUUGAGUUGCUAAAGCCAUACCGCUACACCCUGUCCGAGAACGGAUUUAUGCAAACCGUGCCAAUGCAUGUCGUCUACCUUACGUUCGACGCACCCUUGUGCGCCUGGCUUUUACGCAAGACGGACAUCCGGGUGCUUUCCGUGAACGACUUUAUGAAAUGAAAGAGCGACUCGUUUUCCUUGGAAAAUUUAAUUAAAAGAUUAUAAAUAGCUUAAGUGUAAUCAAAUCAAUAAAUAGCAUUAGCCGUUUAUCACCCAA
Molecule: messenger RNA, 3593 nt
Organism: Drosophila eugracilis
Lineage: Eukaryota; Metazoa; Arthropoda; Insecta; Diptera; Drosophilidae
Gene: beta-Man
Product: beta-mannosidase
Exons: 9
Coding region: 773-3496 (907 amino acids)
Biological process (GO): glycoprotein catabolic process
Molecular function (GO): beta-mannosidase activity
Source: RefSeq, a predicted model, not a curated record